Molecule: messenger RNA, 1881 nt
Organism: Drosophila subpulchrella
Lineage: Eukaryota; Metazoa; Arthropoda; Insecta; Diptera; Drosophilidae
Product: probable cytochrome P450 12a4, mitochondrial
Exons: 4
Coding region: 41-1651 (536 amino acids)
Molecular function (GO): iron ion binding; monooxygenase activity; heme binding
Source: RefSeq, a predicted model, not a curated record
AUUUUGGCGUUGAACGGGAAUAGUUCUAAACAUCGCAAAAAUGCUGAAAGUGCGCAGUGGUGUAUCAUUAAUUCAGUCGCAAAAAGCUGUUCUCUCGCUCACCACACAACAGCGCUGGCAAACUAAUGUUGCAACAGCUGAAGCUAGAGAGGAUUCGGAAUGGCUGCAGGCCAAGCCAUUUGAUCAGGUUCCUCGCACCAAUAUGAUAGCAUUGAUAAUGAAGACCUUCAUGCCCGGUGGAAAGUACAAGAACAUGGAGCUAAUGGACAUGUUUGAGGCCAUGCGACAGGAUUACGGCGACAUAUUUUUCAUGCCAGGAAUAAUGGGUAACCCACCUUUUCUGAACACCCACAAUCCCAAGGACUUCGAGGUGGUUUUCCGCAACGAGGGAGUGUGGCCCCAUCGUCCGGGAAAUGAUACUCUUCGGUAUCAUCGUGAGGAGUACAGAAAAGAGUUCUACCAGGGCGUCAUGGGGAUCAUUCCCUCUCAGGGGAAACCCUGGGGAGACUUCAGGACCGUUGUUAAUCCCGUUCUCAUGCAACCGAAGAAUGUGAGACUGUAUUACAAGAAGAUGUCGCAAGUAAACCAGGAGUUUGUGCAGCGUAUAAAAGAAUUGAGGAAUCCCACAACUCUGGAGGCACCCGAGGACUUUAUAGACACCAUCAACCGCUGGACCCUAGAAUCCGUAUCUGUGGUGGCUCUGGAUAAGCAGCUAGGAUUACUCAAGGAUUCGAAGAAGGAGAGCGAAGCACUCAGACUUUUCCACUACCUGGAUGAAUUCUUUAUAGUAUCUGCGGACCUUGAGAUGAAGCCAUCGCCCUGGCGAUAUAUUAAAACUCCCAAGUUGAAGCGAUUGCUAAAAGCACUCGAUGGUAUCCAGGAAGUCACUUUGGCCUACGUCGACGAAGCUAUAGAUCGGUUGGAUAAGGAGGCCAAGGCGGGUGUGGUGCGUCCGGAGAAUGAGCAAAGUGUCCUCGAGAAGCUGCUUAAAGUCAACAGGAAGGUGGCCACCGUUAUGGCCAUGGACAUGCUGAUGGCUGGAGUGGACACAACAUCGAGCUCCUUUACGGCUCUCUUGCUGUGCCUUGCCAAGAAUCCGGAGAAGCAAGCCAAGCUGCGGGAGGAGGUGAUGAAGAUUCUGCCCAACAAGGACUCCGAGUUCACUGAGGCGUCUAUAAAGAACAUCCCCUAUCUGCGAGCCUGCAUAAAGGAAUCCCAGCGCGUUAACCCAUUGAUUGUCGGAAAUGCACGAGUCCUUUCUAGGGACGCAGUUCUCAGUGGAUACCAAGUGCCAGCUGGAACCUAUGUGUCCAUCGUUCCUCUGAAUGCCCUGACCAGAGAUGAGUACUUCCCGCAAGCUUCCGAGUUCCUCCCAGAGCGUUGGCUGCGUACCCCCAAGAAAUCAGAGGCCAAGUGUCCAGCAAACGAACUGAAGUCCACAAAUCCAUUUGUGUUCCUCCCCUUCGGUUUUGGACCUCGCAUGUGUGUGGGCAAACGUAUCGUAGAAAUGGAACUGGAGUUGGGAACAGCUCGACUCAUUCGUAACUUUAACGUGGAGUUCAAUUAUCCCACGGAGAAUGCCUUUCGAUCUGCAUUGAUAAAUCUACCGAACAUUCCGCUCAAGUUUAAGUUCACUGAUUUGCCCAACUAAUAUUUCGAUAUUUUCAUUUAAUUGGAAGUAACAGUUCUAAAAAUUGGCCAAGUAAAAAUUUUUGUGAUACCUUUGACAUUCAAUAUUUUAUAGUUACGAACCUAGUUUUAGCGGUUGUAUAAUGACAAUGUCAUAUCAAAUCUUAUUAAAAAAUAUAUUUAGUUGUAAGCUUUUAAAGAAACAUGUAUCCCAAUCCGUUAUCAAAUAAAACACCUUGAGUUUUCUAUACA